This is a messenger RNA of Pygocentrus nattereri (red-bellied piranha), 1398 nucleotides long. RefSeq names its product heat shock factor binding protein 1a (gene hsbp1a). The transcript has 4 exons. Gene Ontology annotation, cellular component: cytosol; nucleus. Gene Ontology annotation, biological process: cellular heat acclimation. The coding region runs from base 140 to 373 and encodes 77 amino acids. Gene Ontology annotation, molecular function: transcription corepressor activity. Lineage: Eukaryota; Metazoa; Chordata; Actinopteri; Characiformes; Serrasalmidae. The record is from RefSeq and is a predicted model, not a curated record.
ACUUUCACUAGUACUGCCAGAGUCCUGUCUGUGUGGGCAGCCAGCUACGCAGGUUAGCAACGGCGCAGAAUUGACGAGCAAGUUGUCACGAACAGUUGGUCAGUUCGAGGCUCUUUGACUAAGAUCAGGUUUAAAGCCAAUGUCGGACACGGAGCCCAAAUCAACCCAGGACCUGACGGCCGUGGUCCAGACCUUACUACAGCAGAUGCAGGACAAGUUCCAGACCAUGUCAGACCAGAUCAUUGGCAGGAUUGAUGAGAUGAGUACACGAAUUGAUGACCUGGAGAAGAACAUCUCCGACCUCAUGACUCAGGCAGGGGUGGAGGAGUUUGAGGGGGAGAACAAAGUCACGGACGCAUCAGGCACAGCUUGAUUAAGGUGCGUUAAGUUCUGGCAGUUCACCAAGUACCAUGGAAGACCAUUGGAGUGGCAGAGUUCUCUUAAUGUAAUGGCGUGUAUGUAUGUAUGUAUGUAUGUAUAUAUGUCUGUAUGUUUUGGUUUUUUUUUGGUUUUUUUUUUUUCUUUUUUUAGGGGGUGACAGUGUUUACCAUGUGUGCAAAUAGCAUUUGAUAUUGAAUAUAAUUUACUGCAACAAUUUUGUUUAAUGCUGCACUUAAAUAUGUUUUGACAAAAUCUUUUAGAAUGUAGGUUCAGCAUGCCCCCUUUUCUAAGACAGCAUUGGGUUUUGCAUUUCCAGUCUGUUGUCUGGUCAUUCAAACCUAACUAAGCCACAUGACAGAAAAAAAGUUAUGCUUGCAAGAUCCACGUGUGAGAGAUAGUGGAAGGUUAAAGAAUGAUAGGUAGUGUAGUUUGGAGUGGCAUAGUUACCAACAGCCUUCUUUCACAGCAAUAAAUUAAUUUAUUCUAACAUUGCAGGCAGGAAAGCAUCCUCUUACUGGUCAAACGUCAAUAACUAUGCAAACAUCUGUUCAUAGUGAAUUCCUUUAGAAUGAGAAAUGUUGCAUUUGAUGUUUUUGUGAUUAGAGUAGAACGAUUUUGAGUGGAUAGCGUACCUGAGGGUAGUGAUGGUCACACCUAGUCAUUCAAACCACUUGGGUAGAGUCACGCAUAGAGUGAUGAUAUCAAGAUUGCAUAUGCAGUGUGGGCUCACAGCUUGGUUGAAAGCAAAAAUACAUUUGAUUUCACUCUUGCUGGGUACUUGGUUCCUUCAAGUUUCAUCAGUGUUUUCAUUCAGUGUUUUUUCUAGAGGUAUAAAAUAAUAAUUUCCAAGAAUCUGAACCUGAAAUCGUCCUAAAAAGUCAAACCUCAUUAAAGUCGAGGCCAAAACAGGAUUGUAAUGUGAAAAAAAAACUCAAAACAUAAUUGUCUCUUUUAAAUUUUAAUGCUGUUUCCGCAAAGACUCAUCAGUUAGUUAUUUUAUCCAGAAGCUAAAGAAGU